AUGGCCACCGCACCCGGGCACAGGAUGGAGCCGAGCAGCGGGAUGGGCCCGCGGAAAACCAUGAUCAUCAUGGUGACGGUCGUCGGGUGCGUCGCUAUUUUGUGGCCCAAGGUUUUCUACCCCAUGAUGGUUGGCAAUGGCCAGAACAAGAACGUCAUCAAGGAUCAUCGAGGAGCCGGUUGUUGCGGUGUCGUCUUGGACCAGGAAACGUUCGCAAAUGCAUCGAUCAGCUUUGGCAGCCCGCAAUCGAGCCAGCAGCAGCAACAACAACAGCAGGACCUACAGCCGAAUCUGUUCCGGCAGCGGAGCUUUGCGCCAUACGUCGAGAUUGAGAGUAUACGACAGGAACGUCCGCCCCAUCUGCGGCCAGAGGCGAUGCAUCCGGCGAUGCGGGAACGUGGCCGGGCCAUUCCCCACUCCGGCUCCAUUCACGGUGGGGAGCGUCCCCAGACCCCGCCCAGGAUCGUGGAAGGCAGACCCGGUCCCAUACCUGGUAUGCGCCCACCUAUGGGAGCUGGAUCACAUCAAGCGACAAAAUCAGCCAACUCAAUGGGUUUCAUAAUGCCACUCUAUACCAUCGGUAUAGUUUCAUUCUUCAUCUACACCAUCAUGAAACUAAUCUUCAAAAAGUCACCGGCCACACCGUACACGGAGGUGAAGCCCGAUCCGGCCUUCCGCAGCGAAGUGUUCACCACGGAUCAAGCGUACAUCAAGCGACCGGAGGACGGCACGACGAAGCUUGGACAAACCGCUGCUAACGGUGAGCUAGUAGCACCGGCAGCAGCCGCCGACGUCGUUGCCGUUGAGCCGCAGCAGCAACAUGCGUCUUCGGUGCAGGCCGAGCUCACCGUUGACUAUGAGCAGCUGUCGAAGCAGAAAGAAGCAACCUCACAGCACGCCGAUGUCACCGAGCACACGGUGGCGUCAGAGGCGAAAGCACUUGAAGAAACGAUCGUCCAGGAGGAGCAGGAGAUUACGGCACGCACCGGGGAAGACUCCGGCGAGGAACAACCGGCUCACGAUCCUACUACCGAGAAGGUAGUCGAUGGAAUCGUUGUGAAAAAGGUUGUGUCCUCCGAGGAGACCUCGGUCGUGUCCACGGGCCCUGCGGUUGAGACGAAGCUGGAGGCUGAACUUACCGAAGUUGUCGAGCAGACGGUUGACGCCGACGUUCAGCAGGAGAUUCCAGUGGUCGAUAUUGUGGUCGAAGAAAUUGUUCUGAAGCAACACGCAACACUGAAGAGUGCGCCCGUUUCGAACGAGCAGGAAAGUAAUAUUGACGAACCGAUUGAAAAGGUCCCAGAGGAAAUCGUGGUCGAGGAAAUCGUUCAGGAGGUACACAUCACGCAACAGAGUGUCCCGAGCGUCGCAUUGGAAAAGGUUGAAGAAUCGAUUGAGGAGGUGCCAGAAAAAGUGGAAAAUAAUAUUGACGAACCGAUUGAAAAGGUCCCAGAGGAAAUCGUGGUCGAGGAAAUCGUUCAGGAGGUACACAUCACGCAACAGAGUGUCCCGAGCGUCGCAUUGGGAAAGGUUGAAGAAUCGAUUGAGGAGGUUCCAGCGAAAGUUGUCCUUGAAGAAAUUAUUGAACAGCAACAAUUUGCAACUCCGAGUGCACCCUUGGCGAACGAAUUGGUAGAAAAAGUUGAACAAGCGAGUCCAGUGGAAGCUGUCAUCGAGGAAGUCUCCCAAGAACAAUUUACAACGGAAAAUAAAGUUGAAGAAGUUAUUGCGGAGGUUACCACAGAGGAAACUGCUCUCGUCUCAGAAGAGAAUGUAACGAAAGCCGAAGAAACAAUUGAAGAGGUUCCAGUGCAAAGUGUAAUCGAGGAAGUUGUGCAAGAACAACAAUUAUCGGCUCCGUCAACUGCUCCCGUUACCGUAGAAUUGAACACGCAGGAAACUACCACUGAAGAACCCACACAGGAGUCUCUGCAGGUUGAAGAAAAAACUCUGAUCGCUAAGGCAGAGGAAGAGGUUGUUGUAGAACCUGUUGUACUAGUCGAGGAUAAUGUACCUGAAGAGCAGGUUACCGAGCCAGAGCAAUUGACCAACGUUGAGAAAACUCUUGUCAAAACUGAGCCGGACACUAAGGCACCUCAAGAAGUAGUUGAAGUUGUUGAGGUUGUUGAGGUUGUAACCGUGGUCACCAGAGAAGUCGUCCACGAACCGGUAGUAGAAGUUCAACACAUUGAAAGUGUUUUGAGUGAACCUUCAGCAGUUGUUGAAAUUGAGGAGCAAACUCUAGAAACGAAGUCCACUGUGGAGCAGGCAAGCGUUCCUGCAACGAGCGAAGAAACCGAGUCAAAAACUGUUGCUUCUGAAGAGGUAGAUCAACUUGAAGUUACCAACGAUGCACCAAUCGUUGCUGAAAACGAUGAAAUCCAACCUGAGGCUACCGAAGUCGUGUCGAAGGAAAAUUUCGUCAACGAAAAACAAACGCUAUCAGAAGCAAACCAAGAACCUCUUGAAACCAAUGAGGAACCGAAAGACAGUGCCGACGCCGCCACCGAAGUGGACAGCACUAAACAUGUAAAAAUGAUGACGGUGCUAGAUGCCAGGACAUCCUCUCUGGCGGCCCAGUUAGCCGAGAAAAUUGCGUCCACAGCGGAACAGCUCGUCCAGGAGGUGCUCGAGGAAGCGGAAGAGUUUGUGGCCCAAGAGCGAGAACUGCCCGCAUUCGAUCCCGCUACGCAGAAGCUUGUCGACGGUGUCGUCAUCGAGCGGUUCGCUCCUGAGGAAGUCGUCCCAGUAGAGGCUCAGCAAGUUGAAGUCACCCCUGAAGCACUGGUGGUUGAUGAGGCAGAAAAAGGAAAGUCAGAAGUGGUCGAAGUGGAGCCUGCUCAGGCUGUACAAGUAGGUGCGGUUGAGGAAGACGGAGCCGAGAUCGACGAAGUAAGUGAGGACACAUCGCUAAGUGUGGCGUCGGUGAUCGAAAACGAACAGCCGGCCGCGAUCGAAGAAACCUUCCCGGAGGCACUGAUCACGACGGAGGUGAUGACCACCAGUACCUCCAGCGAGCCCGUGUUUGUCGAGGGAAGCGAAGAAAAUCAACGCUCGACGGUGGAAGCCGAAACGGUGGUAGAAGAAAGUGAACCGGUGGCGGGAAACCAAUCUGGUGCAGCUGCAGCUGAGGACACCGAUCAAGCAGAGAAAGGUGUCCUGAUCGAGGAGGUGCACGAUGACGGGAUCAUUGUGGACCAGGCUGAAGGCAAGGUAAUUGAGGAGCACAUCGUGCCGAUGACGAUCGAGACUGCGGACACGACGACAAUCACUGAGGUUAUUGCUGACGACGAGGGGACUAUCGAGUCGCCAAAAAUUUCUAAAACCGCCAGCAAUCUGCCCAGUCCGCUCGUGACGGUAGUGCCGGUUAUGAGUGCGAUCGAUGAGCAGGCCGAGCUUGCUGAGCAGCCUGAUGAGGGUAGUCGACCCGUUGCAAUGCCGUCGCAGGAAACGCUUGCGCACGUUUCGAAGGAAGCUUUAGUGGAGCGUACGCUGAGUGAAGCUGCUGCCGUUGUGAACGAAAUCGAGUCGAUCGUCGAUCAUAUCAUUACCGAAAAGCUCAUCCAAAGCGGAGCAUCGGAGGGAAGCGACUCGAAGGCGGCGGCACUUGAGGGCAACAACGGUAGUGCUCCGCCACGAUUGGCCGCUUCUGCCGCGCUCGUAGUGGAAGCCAUCGAGUCUAAGGCAUCCGGUGUGCACAGCAUGGUGGAUCCCAGUAGCGCUAGCGCCACACAGGGUACUAACGGGCUUUCCACUGCCUCUACCACUACUAACCGGGUGGAGUCGAUACCGAUUGGCGAUACUAACAUCCCCGCUAGCGAUCCCCUGCCGGUCGCCGAAUCAUCCGCAACGAUCCUCUCAUCAUCUGCUGCAUUUUCCACCCCGGUCCCGACCGCGGCAAGCAUACCAUCCGCAUCCCCCGCACCACAACACGAUGCACCACCUGCACCUCAUCAUGCCGGACGCGAGACCAGUGAGACACAAACUCUCAAUCUUCACACCGUAGAUGCAGCCGUGGCCGUGGCCAGCGUCAACGGAGCAGGCGGUGUCGCCACCAGCAGCGAGGAGUCACCGGAGGACGGUUCUACCAAGUCCGUGCGAACCACAACAGUGACGACGACCACCACCAUCAUCAACCGACACAUUGGCCAAGUACCGACCGGCGGCGUCAGCAGCACUGUUACUAAUCCCAAGUUUCUCACCUUGAAUCUAGCUAACUAUAGCACUAGCGACAGUAGUGGUAACAAUAGCAAAAGCUCUGCGUCCUCCUACGCGAUUGCUAACCGCGCGCAGGCGCAACCGGGCUCGAACUCGAUCCUCCUGGCGGGCACCGGCGGUGACGGCACCGGUGACCAGCUGAUGGAGCUCGAGCUGUUGCGUAAGAAAUUGGACGAAACGGAACGCGCCAUGACUAAAAUUAUCGCCAAUAUGGGCAGCAUCCCCAAGGGCCAGGAAUCGAACGUAACCGCGGAUGAAGCCGAAUCCGUCACGGAGGUGACAACAACGGAAAUCACGACCAUCAGCAGCGAGGAAUCGGCAAAGGCCACCAACGGGCAUGCGGUCCAGCCGGUCGAUACCACCGGAAGCGAGCAGGCGGAAAAACGUACCUCGGACGAAUCGUCAUCCUCCGCCAGCGGCACUCCCGAGAAGCGAUCGAAGAAACGUGACACCAGCACGGAACGGGGCACGGUUAAGGUGAUGGCCAUGGAGGUGACGACCCAGCGUGAAAAUGGAAAACGGCUCAGCCGACCGACGACUCCGUUGCUGCCGAUGGGACACCAGGAAGGGUCAAGCGCUACGGCCGAGGAAAAGGAAACACGAUCAAUCGUCCUGGAUGGUCGGUUACCGCACGACUCGAAGAUCCUGGUGGCCGAUUCCGAAACGGCCAUCGAGAAACUGGAGCCGGAAAACUCAGAGGAAGAGGAUGAUGCUCCGGUAAUACUCAGCGGAAAAAUGACAUUGUCCCUGAUCAAUAUGGAUUUCAUUGAGAAGGAUGCUACCGGAACCGUCGCAGUCGGAGAAAUUGUUACGGAACUGCACAAGCCUCAGGAAGAAAUAACGACAGCACCGGAAAAGAACGGUGAAUAGACAACUCGCAGACUGAGGGAACCAAUUUACGACCGAAGUUGUGCCGUUUGAACGUUUCGUUCGAGAAACUGCGCAAACGUACAUGCAUAGUUAUAUUUUUCUAUCGCAGAAUUACAUUAGCUCUCAACACUCUCCGCCGCAUCGGAAAUGGCACAGCACGCGAAACUGUCCCACGGGUGGCAGGAAAGAGUCAGUCCAAGUCAAUCCAACUUUUGCUCCAAAACUCUGAUAGAAAUGAUGAAAGCUAACGCAUUAUUGCUCAUCGCCGAAGCACAUUCAUUUGAUGUUUGAUCGGAAAAGACUACACAAAUGCCAAAUUUUAUGGAACACCCUUACCAAAGGAUGAUCACUCCUCUUUUACCACUGCUAUUUUGUGCAACGGUAACAUACUUUUAACGGCACGUAAGGUAUUGUACGGUAGCGAAUUGUGUGUUCUUGUGUUUCGAUGAGGAUAAUGUUUAUAAUGACUAUGUUGCUCGAAAGCUUUCAGUUGUUGGUGUUCCGUGCAGAAAAACGGAAAACUCUUAUCGCGCAUUACGUUCGUUAUCUUGCUUAGGUUUUUACCGUUUAAAGUUAUGAAGUAACACAACAAGUUUAAUCCAAGGUAAUCGCAUACAUAUUUAUUGCUCCUAUAAUUUAGUCUCCGUAUUCUGGCUCCCGUAGAACAUGCAAACCGGUAAUAGUUAAGUAGAAAAGUAGUGUAUACCGAUAUAACCGGAGCAUAUAUUUGACGUUUUAUUUCGCCCGUUUCUACGUCAUGGUCUAGAAACGUGUAAGGAACUCUGCUGUACGUACGCACAUAUGACAGUGAAUGUAUGAACUUAUCAUGAAGAAGAUUAAAAUAACAUAGUUUAUUAAA
Anopheles coustani is the source of this 5947-nucleotide messenger RNA. RefSeq names its product titin (gene RIC-3). The coding region runs from base 1 to 5088 and encodes 1695 amino acids. Gene Ontology annotation, biological process: synaptic transmission, cholinergic; protein localization to cell surface. Gene Ontology annotation, cellular component: intracellular membrane-bounded organelle; neuronal cell body; neuron projection. Lineage: Eukaryota; Metazoa; Arthropoda; Insecta; Diptera; Culicidae. The record is from RefSeq and is a predicted model, not a curated record. The transcript has 10 exons.